Molecule: messenger RNA, 1092 nt
Organism: Ichthyophthirius multifiliis
Lineage: Eukaryota; Ciliophora; Oligohymenophorea; Hymenostomatida
Product: regulator of chromosome condensation, putative
Exons: 13
Source: RefSeq, a predicted model, not a curated record
AUGGAAUAAGCUUUACUAAGUCCCGAUUUCGAUCCAAAGAAAUGGUUAUAAAACGAACUCAAUAGAAUGAAUUAAGAACAUUAAUCUGAAGUUGAUAAAAUUGUAUUAAACACAGAACCAGAUUUUUAAUUUUAAUCUACUGAUAUGCAAUUAACUGAAAUAUUAUUUAAUUUUAAAAGUAAACUUACGCAUUCUUUGGAUAUUAUUGACUCUAUUAUUUAACUAGAUUUUCAUAUGGAGGAAAUUAAAGAUAAAACUGAAUUAUGGACUUUCGGAUCAGGAAUUUUAGGUUAAUUAGGAAUUGAUAGAAUAAAAUUUUGUUAAAAUAAACCUUUUAAUAUAAGUAAAUUAACUGAUAAACAUUUUAGUUAAAUUGCAGUUAGUUCUACACAUACUGUUGGAAUAUCAACUCAAAAAAAGUUGUUUGGAUGGGGCUCAACAGAAUUUUGUUCUUUAGGUGAAUUAACAGAUUAAAAAUUAAAAUUAUCUGUAAUGAAUAAUAAACUAUUUUCUUUUGGAAAAGAAGAUUUUUCAAGAUUAGGAUUAGGUUAAAUUAAUAUAAAACAUACUGAAAAACCUGUUUAAAUAAAAAUUACUCCUAAAUUAAUAAAAAUAUAAGGAAUAGCUUGUGGGAAAAACCAUUGUUUAAUGUGGAAUUAAGCUGGUUAAAUAUAUUCAUGGGGAGACGGUACAUAUGGUAAAUUAGGACAUUCAAGUGUUAAUGGGAGUUAUAAUUACAUGGUGGCAGAACCUUAACUAGAUUAUUUAAGACCUAAAGUAAUAACAGGGUAUUUCAAAAGUUCAAAAAAAAAUUAAUCCUGUAGUAUAUUUGUAAAAAUAUCUUCUUAUGGCAAUUAAAAUGCAGCUAUUGAUUAAAAAGGAUUUUUGUACACAUGGGGAUAAAACAAUCAUAAUUGUUUAGGGCAUUAAGAAUCAAUUGAUUAUAAUUAUCCUUUAUGUUUAGAAGAAUUUAAUUAGAUGUAAGUAAUAGAUGUUGGUUGUGGAAAGAAUUUUACAGUUGUUAUUUAUUAAACACCUGAUUAAUAUAAUUCCUAAUAUCAAGAUUAAGUUAAAUCAUAAGUAUUAAUCUGA